This is a messenger RNA of Notolabrus celidotus (New Zealand spotty), 19440 nucleotides long. RefSeq names its product AHNAK nucleoprotein (gene ahnak). The record is from RefSeq and is a predicted model, not a curated record. Gene Ontology annotation, biological process: regulation of RNA splicing. Gene Ontology annotation, cellular component: cytoplasm; costamere; nucleus. Gene Ontology annotation, molecular function: protein binding. Bases 397 to 18447 code for a protein of 6016 amino acids. The transcript is spliced from 7 exons. NCBI's taxonomy places the organism in Eukaryota, Metazoa, Chordata, Actinopteri, Labriformes, Labridae.
ACUCUGCUCAGCCCAGAGGAGCAGCCACACAGAAAAAAAAGUUUAAAUCAACUCAGAGGAGAGGAGGGAGGGAGGAGAGAGGGGGCAGAAAACGCCCUGGAAACUUUGUUGAUCAAGAAAUAGGAAAACAGUGACAGAAUCCUCACAGACAGCUAAGUUGUGAGUGGAAGAAGUGCUCUUUCUUGGGCUGAGGAGAAGGAGAGUGGACACGUUUUCAAGGAUGCUCAAGCUGGUGUGAGGCUUCUUGGGCGCACCGACUGCGCACAGAAGUCAGAGAAAUAAAGAACCACAGCAUCAGACUGAAGCCGCUGGCUUCGCUUGAGCAAUCCAAGGAAAACCAUUAUUGAGGUUCCAUCGCACUUGAGCUUAAAUAAAGGAAAAUAAAGAAAAAAAAAGAUGGCUGAAGAAGAGGAAACCAGGGAGGUGCUCUUUCCAGAUUGGGAGGGUCCAGACAAAACAGGUUUGACAAUUGAACAGACAACUGAUGGAGAGCUUUUUGUUAAAGAAGUGAAAGGAGAGUCACCUGCAGCAAGGUCUGGAAAAGUAUAUGAAGGUGACCAGAUUGUGGGCGCUACUGUCUACUUUGACAACAUGAGUUCAGAAGAAACAGCUGAGCUACUGAAGACAUUGAAUCGUCACAAGGUUGGACUGAAACUACAAAACAAAGGAGACAAAUCACCCUGCUGCUCACCCUUGAGCACACCAUGUCGUUCACCAAUGGGCACACUGACAUGGGAAGGGAAGACUCGCUUUGGGGGUUCAAGUCCAGAUAUCAUUCUGGGUGCAGAUGAUGAGGACUACAAGAGAAUUUACACAAAAAAGAUUAAACCAAGGCUGAAGUCUGAAGAUCUCGCAGAGGGUGUGGAUGUUCGCACAGAGCGUCACAGCAGCACAAGCAGUGAUGGCAGCACAGUUACCACCAUCACCCGUCGCAUCACCACCUACACUGUGGAUAUGCCAAGUGGCAUAAGUGAGCAACUUGAACUUUCAAGCCCAGAGUUUAAGGGGCUAAGGCUUGAAUCUGGUGAUGUCUCUCCUCAUAUCAGAAUCUCACAUGGCAGUCAUUCAGGUAAAGUGGAAGCAGAAGGGGGAGUUUUUGAGUCAAGUGACGUCUCUCACCCUGGGAAAUCAGUUAGCUCUGUAGAGACACGUUUCACCAGUGGGGGAGUUAAAACCACAACAAUAACAAGAGAAGAAGAAAGAGAAAAGGGUGCGGGACUAAGAUUUAAAGGGUCUAGCUUUGGAGUCACAGAGGGUAAAGGCCAAGGAGGUUUUGAGAUCUCAAGAGGGAAUGGAGAGAAAGGUGAAGGAAUAAUUCGUUUGUCAGAUACAAGCAUGACACUAGGUGGCAGCUCAGACACUGGUAGUAGCCAGUUGGGGGUGAGGGGAGAUGAAGGGUUUUCCUCAGUUGAUGAGAACGGAGGACCAGUUAGUGUGGUUCUGCCAGGAAAAAGCUUGCAGAUUACACCAGGGGAAGAUAAAGACAAAGGUUUAGGUGAGAGGACAAAAGUUAAAGUGUCUGAAAUUACCAUCACCCAUCCGAGGGCAAAGGCAUCAGACACUGAAAAUCAGAAUGUUACACUUGGUGGGGGUUCAACAGGAAUGGACACUGAUUUGAGAGGUGGUAGAAAAGGAGGAACAGUUAUAACAGUGGGCAAUGUUACCUCAGGGUAUUCCUCUACCCCAGGCAAGAUUUCAGUUGGUGGUGUGGAUAGCAACCUUACUGGUUCAAGGUCAAGGGGUGAGGUUAAUAUCAACCUGCUAGGCACAAAGCAAGGAAUCCAAGCAUCUGGAAUAGACACUGCAGUCUCAAGUAAUGCAACGAAGAUUCAAACAAAAGCACAAGAGAGAACUGAAGCAGAAAUUGAUGUCAAAGGUCGGACAAACGGGGGGGCUGAAAUGUCAAAACUGCGAGUAGCAUCACCUUCUCUAAAGCUUGUAGGUGCAGACGUGGAUGUUAACCUUCCUAAAAAUGAAAGCAAUAUAAAAAUUGCUGAACUUGAUCUGAAAGGUCCAGUAAUUGGUGCAGAGUUCCCAGCUGCAAAGUUCAAAAGACCAAAAUCGCAAGGACAGAAAAUGGAGGGUGAAAUGGAAAUUUCAAUUGAAAAUAAUGAAGGCAGUAUGAAAGUUCCUGGAAACAUUUAUGAUGUGGAUGUGUCACUACAUAAGAAAAAUGGAAACAAAGGACCACAAUUAAGCAUGCCAUCAAUUUCCGAACCCAAAAUCUCCUUGCCAAGUAUGGACGUCAAUCUGAAAGGGCCAGAACUCAAAGGUGAUGUGGAUGUGUCACUUACAAAGGUCGAGGGUGAAAUAAAAGGUCCAAAGGUGGCUAUUGAAGGCCCUGAUGUGGACAUCAAAGGAACUGAUGGCAAAUUCAAACGACCCAAAUUCAGCCUCCCCAAAGUCUCUGGACACGAGAUCUCCAGGCCAGAUAAAAAUGUCGAUCUGAAAGGGCCCAAAAUCAAAGGUGAUGUUGAUGUGUCAGUUCCAAAGGUCGAGGGUGACAUAACAGGUUCAAAGGUGAAUAUAAAAGGUCCAAAGGUGGACAUUGAAGGCCCCAAUGUAGACUUUGAAGGGCCCAAUGCCAAAUUAAAAGGACCAAAAUUGAACAUGCCAAGAGUUUCUGAACCCAAAAUCUCCAUGCCCAGUAUGGAAGUCAAUCUGAAAGGGCCCAAACUCAAAGGUGAUGUGGAUGUGUUGGUUCCAAAGGUCGAGGGUGAAAUAAAAGGUCCAAAGGUGGAUAUUGAAGGCCCUGAGGUGGACAUCAAAGGACCUGAUGGCAAAUUCAAACGACCAAAAUUCAGUCUCCCAAAAGUCUCUGGACCCGAAAUCUCCAUGCCAGAUAUGGAUGUCAAUCUGAAAGGGCCAAAAAUCAAAGGUGAUGUUGGUGUGUCAGUUCCAAAGGUCGAGGGUGACAUAACAGGUCCAAAGAUGAACAUUGAAGGAUCUGAUGGGAAAUUCAAAGGACCCAAAUUCAACAUGCCAAACAUUUCCGUACCCAAUAUCUCCGUGCCAAGUAUGGAUUUAGAUCUGAAAGGGCCCAAACUCAAAGGUGAUGAUGAUGUGUCAGUGCCAAAGAUUCGAGGAGAUGUAAAAGCACCUGAAGUUGACAUAAAAGGUCCACAUGUUGAUAUUAAAGGUCCCAAUGGUGGAUUUGAAUUGCCAAAGAUGAAAUUACCAACAUUUGGAAUUAAAGGUCCAAAAGUGGAGGGUCCAGAUGUUGAUGUAAACCUUCCUAAAGGAAACAUUGACAUUGAAGGCCCUAACAUGGACAAUGAAGGACCUGAUGGCAAAUUCAAAGGACCCCAAAUCAACCUACCAACAAUUUCUGGACCCAAAAUCUCCAUGCCAAGUAUGGAUUUAAAUCUGAAAGGGCCCAAACUCAAAGGUGAUAUAAAAGCACCUGAAGUUGACAUAGAAGGUCCAGAUAUCGACAUUAAGGGAUCCAAAGGUGGAUUUAAUAUGCCAAAGAUUAACCUACCCAAAUUUGGCUUGAAAGGUCCAAAUGUGGAGGGUCCAGAUGUUGAUGUAAAACUUCCUAAAGGAAAAAUUGACAUUGAAGGCCCUGAGGUGGACAUUGAAGGACCUGAUGGCAAAUUCAAAGGACCAAAAUUCAGCUUGCCAAAAUUUUCUGGACCGGACAUCUCCUUGCCAAGUAUGGAUUUAAAUCUGAAAGGGCCCAGUCUCAAAGGUGAUGCAGAUGUGUCACUUCCAAGGGUCGAAGGUGAAAUAAAAGGUCCAAAGAUGGAUAUUGAAGGACCUGAUGUUGACAUUGAAGGCACAAAAGGAUCAUUCAAAAUGCCCAAAAUCAGAAUGCCAUCAUUUGGGUUGGGUGGUCCAAAGUUGGAGGGUCCAGAUGUUGAUGUAAACCUCCCUAAAGCUGAUAUUGACAUCAAAGCACCAGAGUUGGACAUUGAGGGACCAGAUGUUGACAUUGAGAGUCCAAGUGGAAAAAUCAAAGGACACAAAUUCAAAAUGCCAAACAUUUCUGGACCGAACAUCUCCAUGCCAGAUGUGGAUUUCAAUCUGAAAGGUUCCAAACUGAAAGGUGAUGUGGAUGUGUCAUUGCCAAAGAUUGAAGGAGAUACAAAAGCACCUAAUGUUGAAAUAGAAGGUCAUGGCAUCGACAUUAAGGGAUCCAAAGGUGGAUUUAAUAUGCCAAAGAUUAACCUACCCAAAUUUGGCUCGAAAGGUCCAAAUGUGGAGGGUCCAGAUAUUGAUGUAAAACUUCCUAAAGGAAAAAUGGACAUUGAAGGCCCUGAGGUGGACAUUGAAGGACCUGAUGGCAAAAUCAAAGGACCCAAAAUCAACCUACCAACAAUUUCUGGACCCAAAAUCUCCAUGCCAAACAUGGAUUUCAAUCUGAAAGGGUCUAAACUCAAAGGUGAUAUAAAAGUACCUGAAGUUGACAUAGAAGGUCCAGAUAUCGACAUAAAGGGAUCCAAAGGUGGAUUUAAUAUGCCAAAGAUUAACCUACCCAAAUUUGGCUCGAAAGGUCCAAAUGUGGAGGGUCCAGAUGUUGAUAUAAACCUUCCUAAAGGUAACAUUGACAUUGAAUGCCCUGAGGUGGACAUUGAAGGACCUGAUGGCAAAUUCAAAGGGCCCAAAUUCAACAUGCCAAACAUUUCAGGACCCAAAAUCUCCAUGCCAAAUAUGGAUUUCAAUCUGAAAGGUUCCAAACUGAAAGGUGAUGUGGAUGUGUCAUUGCCAAAUAUUGAAGGAGAUAUAAAAGCACCUAAGGUUGACAUAGAAGGUCCAGAUAUCAACAUUGAGGGAUCAAAAGGCGGAUUUAAUAUGCCAAAGAUUAACCUACCCAAAUUUGGAUUCAAAGGUCCAAAUGUGGAGGGUCCAGAUGUUGAUGUAAACCUUCCUAAAGGAAACAUAGACAUUAAAGGCCCUGAGGUGGACAUUGAAGGACCUGAUGGCAAAUUCAAAGGACCAAAAUUCAGCUUGCCAAAAUUUUCUGGACCGGACAUCUCCUUGCCAAGUAUGGAUUUAAAUCUGAAAGGGCCCAAACUCAAAGGUGAUGCAGAUGUGUCACUUCCAAAGGUUGAGGGUGACAUACAAGGUCCAAAGAUGGAUAUUGAAGGACCUGAUGUUGACAUUGAAGGCACAAAAGGAUCAUUCAAAAUGCCCAAAAUCAAAAUGCCAAAGUUUGGGUUUGGUGGUCCAAAGUUGGAGGGUCCAGAUGUUGAUGUAAACCUCCCUAAAGCUGAUAUUGACAUCAAAGCACCAGAGUUGGAUAUAGAAGGACCAGAUGUUGACAUUGAGAGUCCAAGUGGAAAAAUCAAAGGACCCAAAUUCAAAAUGCCAAACAUUUCUGGACCGAACAUCUCAAUGCCAGAUGUGGAUUUCAAUCUGAAAGGUUCCAAACUGAAAGGUGAUGUGGAUGUGUCAUUGCCAAAGAUUAAAGGAGAUAUAAAAGGGCCUAAAGUUAACAUAGAAGAUCCAGAGCUGGACAUUGAAGGACCUGAUGGCAAAUUCAAAGGGCCCAAAUUCAGCAUGCCAAACAUUUCAGGACCCAAAAUCUCCAUGCCAAAUAUUGGUUUCAAUGUGAAAGGUCCAAAAUUCGGAGGUGAUGUGGAUGUGUCAUUGCCAAAGAUUGAAGGAGAUAUAAAAGCACCUAAAGUUGACAUAGAAGGUCCAGAUAUCGACAUUGAGGGAUCCAAAGGUGGAUUUAAUAUGCCAAAGAUUAACCUACCCAAAUUUGGUUUCAAAGGUCCAAAUGUGGAGGGUCCAGAUGUUGAUGUAAACCUUCCUAAAGGAAACAUUGACAUUGAAGGCCCUGAGGUGGACAUUGAAGGACCUGAUGGCAAAUUCAAAGGACCAAAAUUCAGCUUGCCAAAAUUUUCUGGACCGGACAUCUCCUUGCCAAGUAUGGAUUUAAAUCUGAAAGGGCCCAAACUCAAAGGUGAUGCAGAUGUGUCACUUCCAAAGGUUGAGGGUGACAUAAAAGGUCCAAAGAUUGAUAUUGAAGGACCUGAUGUUGACAUUGAAGGCACAAAAGGAUCAUUCAAAAUGCCCAAAAUCAAAAUGCCAAAGUUUGGGUUUGGUGGUCCAAAGUUGGAGGGUCCAGAUGUUGAUGUAAACCUCCCUAAAGCUGAUAUUGACAUCAAAGCACCAGAGUUGGACAUUGAGGGACCAGAUGUUGACAUUGAGAGUCCAAGUGGAAAAAUCAAAGGACACAAAUUCAAAAUGCCAAACAUUUCUGGACCGAACAUCUCCAUGCCAGAUGUGGAUUUCAAUCUGAAAGGUUCCAAACUGAAAGGUGAUGUGGAUGUGUCAUUGCCAAGGAUUAAAGGAGAUAUCAAAGGGCCUAAAGUUAACAUAGAAGAUCCAGAGCUGGACAUUGAAGGACCUGAUGGCAAAUUCAAAGGGCCCAAAUUCAGCAUGCCAAACAUUUCAGGACCCAAAAUCUCCAUGCCAAAUAUUGGUUUCAAUGUGAAAGGUCCAAAAUUCGGAGGUGAUGUGGAUAUGUCAUUGCCAAAGAUUGAAGGAGAUAUAAAAGCACCUAAAGUUGACAUAGAAGGUCCAGAUAUCGACAUUGAGGGAUCCAAAGGUGGAUUUAAUAUGCCAAAGAUUAACCUGCCCAAAUUUGGCUUCAAAGGUCCAAAUGUGGAGGGUCCAAAUGUUGAUGUAAACCUUCCUAAAGGAAACAUUGACAUUAAAGGCCCCGAGGUGGACAUUGAAGGACCUGAUGGCAAAUUCAAAGGACCAAAAUUCAGCUUGCCAAAAUUUUCUGGACCGGACAUCUCCUUGCCAAGUAUGGAUUUAAAUCUGAAAGGGCCCAAACUCAAAGGUGAUGCAGAUGUGUCACUUCCAAAGGUUGAGGGUGACAUAAAAGGUCCAAAGAUGGAUAUUGAAGGACCUGAUGUUGACAUUGAAGGCACAAAAGGAUCAUUCAAAAUGCCCAAAAUCAAAAUGCCAAAGUUUGGGUUUGGUGGUCCAAAGUUGGAGGGUCCAGAUGUUGAUGUAAACCUCCCUAAAGCUGAUAUUGACAUCAAAGCACCAGAGUUGGAUAUAGAAGGACCAGAUGUUGACAUUGAGAGUCCAAGUGGAAAAAUCAAAGGACACAAAUUCAAAAUGCCAAACAUUUCUGGACCGAACAUCUCCAUGCCAGAUGUGGAUUUCAAUCUGAAAGGUUCCAAACUGAAAGGUGAUGUGGAUGUGUCAUUGCCAAAGAUUAAAGGAGAUAUAAAAGUGCCUAAAGUUGACAUAGAAGGUCCAGAGCUGGACAUUGAAGGACCUGAUGGCAAAUUCAAAGGGCCCAAAUUCAGCAUGCCAAACAUUUCCGGACCCAAAAUCUCUAUGCCAAAUAUGGGUUUCAAUGUGAAAGGUCCAAAAUUCGGAGGUGAUGUGGAUGUGUCAUUGCCAGAGAUUGAAGGAGAUAUAAAAGCACCUAAAGUUGACAUAGCAGGUCCAGACAUCGACAUUGAGGGAUCCAAAGGUGGAUUUAAUAUGCCAAAGAUUAACCUACCCAAAUUUGGCUUCAAAGGUCCAAAUGUGGAGGGUCCAGAUGUUGAUGUAAACCUUCCUAAAGGAAACAUUGACAUUGAAGGACCUGAAGUGGACAUUGAAGGACCUGAUGGCAAAUUCAAAGGACCCAAAUUCAGCCUGCCAAAAUUUUCUGGACCAGACAUCUCCUUGCCAAGUAUGGAUUUAAAUCUGAAAGGGCCCAAACUCAAAGGUGAUGCGGAUGUGUCACUUCCAAAGGUCGAAGGUGAAAUAAAAGGUCCAAAGAUGGAUAUUGAAGGACCUGAUGUUGACAUUGAAGGCACAAAAGGAUCAUUCAAAAUGCCCAAAAUCAGAAUGCCAUCAUUUGGGUUGGGUGGUCCAAAGUUGGAGGGUCCAGAUGUUGAUGUAAACCUCCCUAAAGCUGAUAUUGACAUCAAAGCACCAGAGUGGGACAUUGAAGGACCAGAUGUUGACAUUGCAAGUCCAAGUGGAAAAAUCAAAGGACCCAAAUUCAAAAUGCCAAACAUUUCUGGACCGAACAUCUCAAUGCCAGAUGUUGAUUUCAAUCUGAAAGGGCCCAAACUGAAAGGUGAUGUGGAUGUGUCAUUGCCAAAGAUUGAAGGAGAUAUAAAAGCACCUGAAGUUGACAUGAAAGGACCACAUGUUGAUAUUAAAGGUCCCAAAGGUGGAUUUGAAUUGCCAAAGAUCAAAAUGCCAGGAUUUGGCUUUAAAGGAUCAAAGUUGGAGGGUCCAGAUGUUGAUGUAAACCUUCCUAAAGGAAACAUUGAUAUAAAAUGCCCGGAUGUGGACAUUGAAGGACCGGAUGUUGACUUUGAGAGUCCAAGUGGAAAAAUCAAAUUACCUAAAUUCCAAAUGCCCCAAAUCUCUGGGCCCAACAUCUCCAUGCCAGAUGUUGAUUUCAAACUGAAAGGUACCAAAGGUGAGGGAGACAUUACAAUACCUGACAUUGAUGUGAAAGGCCCUAAUGCUGAUCUAGAGUUUUCCAAAGGACAGAUUAGUGGGCCAAAGAUGAAACUACCUAAAGUGUCGGGACCAAAAAUAUCCUUGCCAGAUGUUGACAUCAAUCUGAAGGGGACAAAAUUAAAGGGUGACAUAAAAGAAGAUGUUCAAAUGCCAAAAGCUGAACUUAAAGGACCAGAAGCUGACAUUGAUGUAUCAGGGAUUGGCAUUAAGAAAACAAAGUUCAAAAUGCCAAAAUUUGGAUUUAGGGGGCACAAGGGAAAGGUCCCAGAAGCUGACUUAAAAAUUGGAAAAGGAGAUCUAAACAUCACAGGACCAACUGGUGGAUCUAAAGAUCUGAAUAUCGACAUGGAAAUGAGUAGUCCAAAGAGCAAAGGAUCAAAAUUCAAAAUGCCAAAAUUUGGUUUUAAAACAUCAAAGGUUGAAAUGCCAAAUGUUGAUAUUAACCUCCCUAAAGCUGAUAUUGACAUCAAAGCACCAGAGUUGGACUUAAAAGGACCAGACUUUGACAUUGAGAGUCCAAGUGGAAAGAUCAAAGGACCCAAAUUCAAAAUGCCAAACAUUUCUGGACCCAACAUCUCCAUGCCAGAUGUUGAUUUCAAUCUGAGAGGGCCCAAACUCAAAGGUGAUGUGGAUGUGUCAUUGCCAAAGAUUGAAGGAGAUAUAAAAGCACCUGAAGUUGACAUAGAAGGUCCAGAUAUGGACAUUAAGGGAUCCAAAGUUGGAUUUGAUAUGCCGAAGAUUAAACUACCCAAAUUUGGCUUGAAAGGUCCACAAGUGGAGGGUCCAGAUGUUGAUGUAAACCUUCCUAAAGGAAACAUUGAAAUUGAAGGACCUGAGGUGGACAUUGAAGGACCUGAUGGCAAAUUCAAAGGACCCAAAUUCAACAUGCCAAAAAUUUCUGGACCCAAAAUCUCUAUGCCAGAUGUUGAUUUCAAUCUGAAAGGGCCCAAAUUCGGAGGUGAUGUGGAUGUGUCAUUGCCAAAGAUUGAAGGAGAUAUAAAAGCACCUGAAGUUGACAUAGAAGGUCCAGAUAUCAACAUUAAGGGAUCCAAAGGUGGAUUUAAUAUGCCAAAGAUUAAAAUGCCAGAAUUUGGCUUCAAAGGUCCAAAAGUGGAGGGUCCAGAUGUUGAUAUAAACCUUCCUAAAGGAAACAUUGACAUUGAAGGACCUGAGGUUGACAUUUUAGGACCUGAUGGCAAAUUCAAAGGACCCAAAUUCAGCCUGCCAAAAAUUUCUGGACCCAAAAUCUCUAUGCCAGAAGUUGAUUUCAAUCUCAAAGGGCCAAAAUUCGGAGGUGACGUGGAUGUGUCAUUGCCAAAGGUUGAGGGUGAUAUAAAAGCACCUGAAGUUGACAUAGAAGGUCCAGAUAUCAACAUUAAGGGAUCCAAAGGUGGAUUUAAUAUGCCAAAAGUUAAAAUGCCAGAAUUUGGCUUCAAAGGUCCAAAAGUGGAGGGUCCAGAUGUUGAUGUAAACCUUCCUAAAGGAAACAUUGACAUUGAAGGUCCUGAGGUGGACAUUGAAGGACCUGAUGGCAAAUUCAAAGGACCCAAAUUCAGCAUGCCAAACAUUUCAGUACCCAAAAUCUCCAUGCCAAAUAUGGGUUUCAAUGUGAAAGGUCCAAAAUUCGGAGGUGAUGUGGAUGUGUCAUUGCCAAAGAUUGAAGGAGAUGUAAAAGCACCUAAAAUUGACAUAGAAGGUCCAGAUAUCGACAUCGAGGGAUCCAAAGGUGGAUUUAAUAUGCCAAAGAUUAACCUACCCAAAUUUGGCUUCAAAGGUCCGAAUGUGGAGGGUCCAGAUGUUGAUGUAAACCUUCCUAAAGGAAAGAUUGACAUUGAAGGCCCUGAGGUGGACAUUGAAGGACCUGAUGGCAAAUUCAAAGGACCCAAAUUCAGCCUGCCAAAAUUUUCUGGACCAGACAUGUCCUUGCCAAGUAUGGAUUUCAAUCUGAGGGGACCCAAACUCAAAGGUGAUGCGGAUGUAUCACUUCCAAAGGUUGAGGGCGACAUAAAAGGUCCAAAGAUGGAUAUUGAAGGACCUGAUGUUGACAUUGAAGGCACAAAAGGAUCAUUCAAAAUGCCCAAAUUCAAAAUGCCAAAGUUUGGGUUGGGUGGACCAAAUGUGGAGGGUCCAGAUGUUGAUGUAAACCUUCCUAAAGGAAACAUUGACAUUGAAGGACCUCAGGUGGACAUUGAAGGACCUGAUGGCAAAUUCAAAGGACCCAAAUUCAACAUGCCAAAAAUUUCUGGACCCAAAAUCUCUAUGCCAGAUGUUGAUUUCAAUCUGAGAGGGCCCAAAUUUGGAGGUGAUGUGGAUGUGUCACUUCCACAGGUUGAGGGUGAUAUAAAAGCACCUGAAGUUGACAUAGAAGGUCCAGAUAUCAACAUUAAGGGAUCCAAAGGUGGAUUUAAUAUGCCAAAGAUUAAAAUGCCAGAAUUUGGCUUCAGAGGUCCAAAAGUGGAGGGUCCAGAUGUUGAUGUAAACCUUCCUAAAGGAAACAUUGACAUUGAAGGACCUGAGGUUGACAUUGAAGGACCUGAUGGCAAAUUCAAAGGACCCAAAUUCAACAUGCCAAAAAUUUCCGGACCCAAAAUCACUAUGCCAGAUGUUGAUUUCAAUCUGAAAGGGCCCAAAUUUGGAGGUGAUGUGGAUGUGUCAUUGCCAAAGAUUGAAGGAGAUAUAAAAGCACCUGAAGUUGACAUAGAAGGUCCAGAUAUCAACAUUAAGGGAUCCAAAGGUGGAUUUAAUAUGCCAAAGAUAAAAAUGCCAGAAUUUGGCUUCAAAGGUCCAAAAGUUGAGGGUCCAGAUGUUGAUGUAAACCUCCCUAAAGGAAACAUUGACAUUGAAGGCCCUGAGGUGGACAUUGAAGGACCUGAUGGCAAAUUCAAAGGACCCAAAUUCAACCUACCAACAAUUUCUGGACCUAAACUCUCCAUGCCAAACAUUGAUUUUAAUCUGAGAGGGCCCAAACUAAAAGGUGAUGCGGAUUUGUCACUUCCAAAGGUUGAGGGUGACAUAAAAGGUCCAAAGAUGGAUAUUGAAGGACCUGAUGUUGACAUUGAAGGCACAAAAGGAUCACUCAAAAUGCCCAAAAUCAAAAUGCCAUCUUUUGGAAUGAAAGGUCCAAAUUUGGAGGGUCCAGACGUUGAUGUAAAGCUUCCUAAAGGAAACAUUGACAUUGAAGGCCCUGAGGUGGACAUUGAAGGACCUGAUGGCAAAUUCAGAGGACCAAAAUUCAGCCUGCCCCAAAUUUCUGGACCAGACAUGUCCUUGCCAAGUAUGGAUUUCAAACUGAGAGGGCCCAAACUCAAAGGUGAUGCGGAUGUGUCACUUCCAAAGGUUGAAGGUGAAAUAAAGGGUCCAAAGAUUGAUAUUGAAGGACCUGAUGUUGACAUUGAAGGCACAAAAGGGUCACUCAAAAUGCCCAAAUUCAAAAUGCCAAAGUUUGGGUUGAGUGGUCCAAAGGUGGAGGGCCCAGAUGUUGAUGUAAACCUCCCAAAAGCUGAUAUUGACAUCAGAGCACCAAAGUUGGACGUAAAAGGACCAGACUUUGACAUUGAGAGUCCAAGUGGAAAAAUCAAAGGACCCAAAUUCAAAAUGCCAAACAUUUCUGGACCCAACAUCUCCAUGCCAGAUGUGGAUUUCAAUCUGAAAGGUUCCAAACUGAAAGGUGAUGUGGAUGUGUCAUUGCCAAAGAUUAAAGGAGAUAUAAAAGCACCUGAAGUUGACAUAGAAGGUCCAGAUAUCAACAUUAAGGGAUCCAAAGGUGGAUUUAAUAUGCCAAAGAUUAACCUACCCAAAUUUGGCUUCAAAGGUCCGCAUGUGGAGGGUCCAGAUGUUGAUGUAAACCUUCCUAAAGGAAACAUUGACAUUGAAGGACCUGAAGUGGACAUUGAAGGACCUGAUGGCAAAUUCAAAGGACCCAAAUUCAGCCUGCCAAAAUUUUCUGGACCGGACAUCUCCUUGCCAAGUAUGGAUUUAAAUCUGAGAGGGCCCAAACUCAAAGGUGAUGCGGAUGUAUCACUUCCAAAGGUUGAAGGUGAAAUAAAGGGUCCAAAAAUUGAUAUUGAAGGACCUGAUGUUGACAUUGAAGGCACAAAAGGAUCACUCAAAAUGCCCAAAAUCAAAAUGCCAUCUUUUGGAAUUAAAGGUCCAAAUGUGGAGGGUCCAGAUGUUGAUCUAAACCUUCCUAAAGGAAACAUUGACAUUGAAGGACCUGAUGUGGACAUUGAAGGACCUGAUGGCAAAUUCAAAGGACCCAAAUUCAACAUGCCAAAAAUUUCUGGACCCAAAAUCUCUAUGCCAGAUUUGGGUUUCAAUCUGAAAGGGCCAAAAUUCGGAGGUGAUGUGGAUGUGUCAUUGCCAAAGAUUGAAGGAGAUAUAAAAGCACCUGAAGUUGACAUAGAAGGUCCAGAUAUCAACAUUAAGGGAUCCAAAGGUGGAUUUAAUAUGCCAAAGAUUAAAAUGCCAGAAUUUGGCUUCAAGGGUCCAAAAGUGGAGGGUCCAGAUGUUGAUGUAAACAUACCUAAAGCUGAUAUUGACAUGAAAGCAGCAACGUUGGAUAUAAAAGGACCAGACUUUGACAUAGAGAGUCCAAGUGGAAAAAUCAAAGGACCCAAAUUCAAAAUGCCAUCAAUUUCAGGGCACAAGAUCUCAAUGCCAGACGUAGAUUUCCAUCUUAAAGGUCCAAAACUUGAAGGUGAUGUGGAUAUGUCAUUGCCAAAGAUUAAAGGAGAUAUAAAAGCACCUGAAGUUGACAUAGAAGGUCCAGAUAUCAACAUUAAGGGAUCCAAAGGUGGAUUUAAUAUGCCAAAGAUAAAAAUGCCAGAAUUUGGCUUCAAAGGUCCAAAAGUUGAGGGUCCAGAUGUUGAUGUAAACCUCCCUAAAGGAAACAUUGACAUUGAAGGCCCUGAGGUGGACAUUGAAGGACCUGAUGGCAAAUUCAAAGGACCCAAAUUCAACCUGCCCAAAAUUUCUGGACCAGACAUGUCCUUGCCAAGUAUGGAUUUCAAACUGAGAGGGCCCAAACUCAAAGGUGAUGCGGAUGUAUCACUUCCAAAGGUUGAAGGAGAAAUAAAAGGUCCAAAGAUGGAUAUUGAAGGACCUGAUGUUGACAUUGAAGGCACAAAAGGGUCACUCAAAAUGCCCAAAUUCAAAAUGCCAAAGUUUGGGUUGAGUGGUCCAAAGGUGGAUGGCCCAGAUGUUGAUGUAAACCUCCCAAAAGCUGAUAUUGACAUCAAAGCACCAAAGUUGGACAUAAAAGGACCAGACUUUGACAUUGAGAGUCCAAGUGGAAAAAUCAAAGGACCCAAAUUCAAAAUGCCAUCAAUUUCAGGGCACAAGAUCUCAAUGCCAGACGUAGAUUUCCAUCUGAAAGGUCCCAAACUUGAAGGUGAUGUGGAUAUGUCAUUGCCAAAGAUUAAAGGAGAUAUAAAAGCACCUAAAGUUGAUAUAGAAGGUGCAGAUAUCAACAUUAAGGGAUCCAAAGGUGGAUUUAAUAUGCCAAAGAUUAACCUACCCAAAUUUGGCUUCAAAGGUCCGCAUGUGGAGGGUCCAGAUGUUGAUGUAAACCUCCCUAAAGGAAACAUUGACAUUGAGGGACCUGAAGUGGACAUUGAAGGACCUGAUGGCAAAUUCAAAGGACCCAAAUUCAGCCUGCCAAAGUUUUCUGGACCAGACAUCUCCUUGCCAAGUAUGGAUUUAAAUCUGAAAGGGCCCAAUUUCAAAGGUGAUGCAGAUGUGUCACUUCCAAAGGUUGAGGGUGACAUAAAAGGUCCAAAGAUGGAUAUUGAAGGAUCUGAUUUUGACAUUGAAGGCACAAAAGGAUCACUCAAAAUGCCCAAAAUCAAAAUGCCAUCUUUUGGAAUUAAAAGUCCAAAUUUGGAGGGUCCAGAUGUUGAUCUAAACCUUCCUAAAGGAAACAUUGACAUUGAAGGACCUGAGGUGGACAUUGAAGGACCUGAUGGCAAAUUCAAAGGACCCAAAUUCAACAUGCCAAAAAUUUCUGGACCCAAAAUCUCUAUGCCAGAUUUGGGUUUCAAUCUGAAAGGGCCCAAAUUCGGAGGUGAUGUGGAUGUGUCAUUGCCAAAGAUUGAAGGAGAUAUAAAAGCACCUGAAGUUGACAUAGAAGGUCCAGAUAUCAACAUUAAGGGAUCCAAAGGUGGAUUUAAUAUGCCAAAGAUUAAAAUGCCAGAAUUUGGCUUCAAAGGUCCAAAAGUGGAGGGUCCAGAUGUUGAUGUAAACCUUCCUAAAGGAAACAUUGACAUUGAAGGCCCUGAGGUGGACAUUGAAGGACCUGAUGGCAAAUUCAAAGGACCCAAAUUCAGCCUGCCAAAAAUUUCUGGACCAGACAUGUCCUUGCCAAGUAUGGAUUUCAAUCUGAGAGGGCCCAAACUAAAAGGUGAUGUGGAUGUAUCACUUCCAAAGGUUGAGGGCGACAUAAAAGGUCCAAAGAUGGAUAUUGAAGGACCUGAUGUUGACAUUGAAGGCACAAAAGGGUCACUCAAAAUGCCCAAAUUCAAAAUGCCAAAGUUUGGGUUGAGUGGUCCAAAGGUGGAGGGCCCAGAUGUUGAUGUAAACCUCCCAAAAGCUGAUGUUGACAUCAAAGCACCAAAGUUGGACAUAAAAGGACCAGACUUUGACAUUGAGAGUCCAAGUGGAAAAAUCAAAGGACCCAAAUUCAAAAUGCCAUCAAUUUCAGGGCACAAGAUGUCUAUGCCAGACGUAGAUUUCCAUCUGAAAGGUCCAAAACUUGAAGGUGAUGUGGAUGUGUCAUUGCCAAAGAUUAAAGGAGAUAUAAAAGCACCUGAAGUUGACAUAGAAGGUCCAGAUAUCAACAUUAAGGGAUCCAAAGGCGGAUUUAAUAUGCCAAAGAUUAACCUACCCAAAUUUGGCUUCAAGGGUCCAAAUGUGGAGGGUCCAGAUGUUGAUGUAAACCUUCCUGAAGGAAACAUUGACAUUGAAGGACCUGAGCUGGACAUUGAAGGACCUGAUGGCAAAUUCAAAGGAACCAGAUUCCAAAUGCCAAAAAUUUCAGGGCCCAAAAUCUCUAUGCCAGAUUUGGGUUUCAAUGUUAAAGGUCCAAAAUUCGGAGGUGAUGUGGAUGUGUCAUUGCCAAAGAUUGAAGGAGAUAUAAAAGCACCUGAAGUUGACAUAGAAGGUCCAGAUAUCAACCUUAAGGGAUCCAAAGGUGGAUUUAAUAUGCCAAAGAUUAACCUACCCAAGUUUGGCUUGAAGGGUCCAAAUGUGGAGGGUCCAGAUGUUGAUAUAAACCUUCCUAAAGGAAAAAUUGACAUUGAAGGACCUGAAGUGGACAUUGAAGGACCUGAUGGCAAAUUCAAAGGACCCAAAUUCAACAUGCCAACAAUUUCUGGACCGGACAUCUCCUUGCCAAGUAUGGAUUUCAAACUGAGAGGACCCAAACUCAAAGGUGAUGCAGAUGUCUCACUUCCAAAGGUUGAGGGCGACAUAAAAGGUCCAAAGAUGGAUAUUGAAGGACCUGAUGUUGACAUUGAAGGCACAAAAGGAUCAUUCAAAAUGCCCAACAUCAAAAUUCCAAAGUUUGGGUUGGGUGGUCCAAAGUUGGAGGGCCCAGAUUUUGAUGUAAACCUCCCUAAAGCUGAUAUUGACAUCAAAGCACCAGAGUUGGACAUUGAAGGACCAGACUUUGACAUUGAGAGUCCAAGUGGAAAAAUCAGAGGACCCAAAUUUAACAUGCCAAAAAUUUCUGGACCCAAAAUCUCUAUGCCAGAUUUGGGUUUCAAUGUUAAAGGGCCCAAAUUCGGAGGUGAUGUGGAUGUGUCAUUGCCAAAGAUUGAAGGAGAUAUAAAAGCACCUGAAGUUGACAUAGAAGGUCCAGAUAUCAACAUUAAGGGAUCCAAAGGUGGAUUUAAUAUGCCAAAGAUUAACCUACCCAAAUUCGGCUCAAAGGGUCCAAAUGUGGAGGGUCAAGAUUUUGAUGUAAACCUUCCUAAAGGAAAAAUUGACAUUCAAGGCCCUGAGGUGGACAUUGAAGGACCUGAUGGCAAAUUCAAAGGACCAAAAUUCAGCUUGCCAAAAUUUUCUGGACCGGACAUCUCCUUGCCAAGUAUGGAUUUAAAUCUGAAAGGGCCCAAACUCAAAGGUGAUGUGGAUCUGUCACUUCCAAAGGUCGAAGGUGAAAUAAAAGGUCCAAAGAUGGAUAUUCAAGGACCUGAUGUUGACAUUGAAGGCACAAAAGGAUCACUCAAAAUGCCCAAAUUCAAACUGCCAUCGUUUGGGUUUGGUGGUUCAAAGUUGGAGGGCCCAGAUGUUGAUGUAAACAUACCUAAAGCUGAUAUUGACAUCAAAGCACCGGAGUUGGACAUAAAAGGACCAGACUUUGACAUUGCGAGUCCAAGUGGAAAAAUCAAAGGACCCAAAAUAAAAUUACCAUCAGUCUCAGGACCUCAAAUCUCUAUGCCAGAUGUUGAUUUUAAUCUGAAAGGUCCCAAACUCAAAGGUGAUGUGGAUAUGUCCCUUCCAAAAUUAGAAGGGGAUCUGAACGUUCCUAAAUCAAAUGUUACAGCACCUGAUUUUGACAUGAAGCUGAAGGGGCCUAAAAUCAAAGGAAGCAUGGACACUAAUAUUGCAGUUCCAACCAUCGUUACAGAGGGUGGGUCAGGCAAUAUCAUAAAAACAGGUGUUUCUUUUCCAAAAUUCAAAGGUCCUAAGUUUGGAAUGAAAUCCCCAGAAGUUACUUUCACUACCACUGAAGGAAGUCUGGAAGCCCCUGAAAGUGACAUCCAUGUAAAGGGAAAGAAGGGGAAGUUUAAGCUUCCCCAAGUUAAAGGAAAGCUAAAAAAGACUGAUUUUGAUGUAGCACCAUCAGCAGUAGACUUGGAUCUUGACACACCCCAUGCCCAUGGCAAAGGAACAAAGGGAAAGAAGCCUCUUUUUGGAAAGCUUCAUUUUCCUGAUGUGGAGUUAGACAUCAAAUCACCGAAAACGAAAGGUGAUGGAUCUUUAUCAGGGGGCUUGAAAACUCCUGACAUUGAUUUGCCAUCUGCUAACUUGACCACUACCACAUCAAAAGUCAGUUUGGAAGGGCCAGAUGUAAAAUUAAAGACUCCUAACAUAAAAAAUCCAACUGUGAACUUAUCUGCUCCUGAUAUUGAUGUAGAUUUGAAGACAAAAGGAGGUGCAGCAAUGUCUGGAGAUUCUAAAGGUCUAAAAGUAAAUGUACAUGGUGAUGCAGGGAUUGACACCUGUGUGUCAGGAGGCAGUGCAAUUGGUGGCCUUCAUUUCCCAGAUGGUACUGUCACGUUUCCCAAACUGAAGGUACCAAAAUUUGGUAUUGUCCUGCCUCAGAUGGAAAGGCAGCAGGGUGGAGAUAAUGUUAAUUCAGAACUUGGAGCUAGCGGAGGUAUUAACAUACAGUCUCCAUCUGUUAGCCUAGUCAGUUCACGGGAUACUGAGAUUCCCAGCCCAGAACUUAGGCAUAGUGAGGGCAAAGUAAAGGUUAAGAUGCCAAAGUUUUUUGGCAAGUCAAAAGCAAAGGGCAGUAGUGUAGGUGACCUUCGGGGACCAGAGGUAGUCUCUAAAGACCUAAGCACUGGGGAAUUGAACUUGGCACUGGAGGGUGAUACUGGGCUUAAUGUGUCAUCUAAAGGCAAGUCAGCCUCACUGGAUCUAUUUAAGAAAUCAAGGCACCGAUCUUCUUCUCUUAGUGAUGAGGAAGGGCUUGCCAGUAGUUCUCCUUCCAGUCACUUGGAGGCUGGGGGGGGUGACAUUUCAUUAGAUCUAGGAGGAGGCAAGGUCAAAGGAAAGAAAGGCAAGUUGAAGUUUGGCACUUUUGGAGGCUUUGGUUCUAAGACAAAAGGCUCAUAUGAAGUGACACUUGGGGAGGAUAGUGAGGCAAGAGUGGAAGGAAGUGCAGGAGUUUCUCUACCCUCAAAAAAGUCACGAUUGUCUUCAUCUUCAAGCAGUGAUAGUGGUUCAAAAGGUGGUUUCAGGUUCCCAAGACUUGAACUAUCUGUUUCACCCAAAAAAUGAAAAUUAGAAGAAAAAUUUAACUUUCUCAUGUACACCUGAAUACCCUCUCCUAAUUUUACAAGUUAUUUAAAUGGCAGUCCUAUAAAAAACUAAAGGGGACAUUCACAAUCGUCUCAUUCAUGUUAUCCAUGAGUAAAUCUUUCUUCAGUAAUAUAACCUGUGCAUGAGAUUGUUUAAAAUCCCUUCACAUUGUAAAUAAGAUUAAUUUGUGUUGUAAAAAUAAAUAUUGCUGUUUUUUUGUACAUAGUCCAGAUUUAUUGAAUAAAUGCCAUCUCACUUUUUAUCAAUAGUUCAAUACAGGUUUAGUCAUAUUGUCCUAUUUCAUUCUAUAAAAUGAAUAUUUUAAUGAUUGGAUGUAGUAUAUUUGAAUCGAGGGGUCUAUUGCAUAGAAGAUACGGUUAGACUUGUUCUUUUGAAGGACAACUUUUUUUAUACACCCUGAUUCACACAUACAUACAUACAUACAUACAUACAUACAUACAUACAUACAUACAUACAUACAUACAUACAUACAUACAUACAUACACUCAUACAUACACUCAUACAUUCAUACAUUCAUACAUGUGCAAGUUUUUUAUGUAUGGAAUUAUUUUAUUUUCAAGCUUUGAUAUUAUAAAACUUGUGCAGAAUCAUAUUUCAACUUAGAGCUGGCCCUUUUAUAACAAAAAUGAAAAAAUAACAUGUUGUAUUUAGCUUACCACAAUUGCAAAGACAAUCACUGUUUUAAAACUAUCAUCUUUCUGAAGUGCUGUCUGUAGUUUUUUGUUCAUUAAAAAAAACAACAAUGUUCCACUCUGAAGUUUUGUGCAGAUUGCUUAAAAAUGUGUUUGCAAAUUUAAAAAAAAAAAUGUGUUAUCUAAUCAUGUCAUUUUUGUGCUUCACUGUUUUAAUGAUCAUCUGUAUUUUAUUUCCUUAAUUUUCUGUCACACUGUCUUUGUACACACUUUCGAUAAAGCAAAAUUGUAACAAAUAAACAGUCACUUUUUUAUGUCA